UCGAGGAAGGACUGUUGCGGCGAGCGCCUCAGAGGCUGUCUCAAGUUUAAGUAUUUUGCACGUGUCUGGCUACCCUUGCUGCCUUUGUCACUUGAUUUUUCACUUCUCUGGGCGAUGAGCGGCGCAGAGCAGAGUGGCGCCUCCGCCCCCGCUACCGCCCCCGCCGCCGCCGCCGCCACCUCGCCCACCGGCAGCUGCAGCAGCGGCGGCAGUAGCAGCCGCAUACCCGUGGCGCGCGCCAUGCGCCGCAGCCACUCGAUGCGCCUGCGCGGCGAGCAGCAGCGCGCCUGCUUCCCCAUAGCGGAGACCGAGGCGCCCAUCAGGAACCGCAGCAUGUCGGUGAGCGCGACCAGCACGCCGCGCCUGUCGCGCCGCAACCCGCCGGGCGACCGACGCGCCAACACCAGCGCCGGCGCCGCCGCCGCCGCCGACGAGUCGGAGGACGACGCGGACUCGGUGCGCAGCUUCGGCAGCGCCUGCUCCUCCAUGUCGUGCGACCACGCCUACUUCGCGCGCAACGGCACCACGUUUUCCGGCCGGCGCAUGCGCUACGUCGUCCACUGCUCGCCGCACACCGACGACACAGAGGAGUACCUCACGCCCACGCAGCGGGCUUCUCGGCAAAUACGCCGUCUCAAGGCGCUGCUGAACGAGACGAGGAAGGACCUGGAGAGCAAGGACCGCGACAUCCUGCGCCUGACCAAGGAGGUGGUGGAGCUGCGGCUGUUCAAGGCGUCGCUGCAGGCGGCCGAGGACGUGGCGAGCGGCGCGCCGCCCCCGUGCGGCGCCGACAGCAGCGACGACGAGCACGACGCCGCCAACACGGCGUCGGCGUCGGCGUCGCCCGCGCUGCCCACCGGCGCCGCCUGCGGGGACGCCAAAGGGGGCGCGGGGGCGGCCGAGGAGGAGGCGGACAAGGCGGAGCUACCCGGCUCGCUGGCCGACUCGGGCCACUUCGAGGACGUGGGCUCGUCGUCCGGCUUCUCGCUGGGCCGCUCGCCCGCCAAGCUGGACGACCGCGAGGGCGAGCGCACGCGCAUCGUCAACAUGUACGAGCGCCGCCUGGCCGAGCUGCGGCGCGCGCACGUCGACGACGUGCAGGACAUGAAGCAGCGCCACAACGACAAGGUCGAGGACCUGCUGCAGCGCCUCUCCGACACCAACUCCAGGUAUUGUGAACUACGAACUGAAUAUGAUAAAGCGCAGGAUAAGAUCAGAGAACUGGAGAGGGAAACAGAGAGCCUGCGCAAAAGCAUGGAGGAGCAUGAAGAGAGGAAUAAAAAUAUGUAUUUGAAAAUGUACAUGAAGGGACAAGAGGCUGCCAAGUUUGAGCAUGCAGAUCAGGUACUGGAGUUUGCACAUAAGGCACCAAAUAGGGUGUCAGUUCCAGAAUUAUUAAAACAGUUGCAGACAACAGAAAAUGAGCUGGAACAUAUCAAGGAAGUGGAUCAGCAACAAACAAGCAAUUCAAAGAUACCUUUGCUAAGUGCAAAGGAGGCUGUUACACUGUGGCUACUUGGCACUCGUAAGGCUUUGUAUCGACGCCUUGUGGAGGCACAUGCAAGUAAAGGUGAAAUGGAUCCAGCAAUGACUCUUCAGUUUUUGAAGUCUGCUGUCUACUACUUCCUCACAGACAGGGAAAAUCAUCAAGGUCAUCUUAAUGCGAUUAAAAGCAUUUUAGGUUAUACUGAGUCAGAAAAAAGUAAUAUUGAGAGAGCUUAUAAAGCUUAUUUGAGGAAAUAAGACUUAUUUAAACAAGUUGUGUACUGUAGUAAUUAUUUUGGAAUGAAUCUGUAUAUUUUGCUUCGGUUGUUCUCCAGAAAGAAGUGUAUAUAUAGGAGUAACUUUUUAGAUCUAUAUGUAUCCUGUGCAAAAUGCAUCAAAUGAUAUGUAUAAUAUA
Molecule: messenger RNA, 1900 nt
Organism: Schistocerca americana (American grasshopper)
Lineage: Eukaryota; Metazoa; Arthropoda; Insecta; Orthoptera; Acrididae
Gene: qtc
Product: protein quick-to-court
Exons: 9
Coding region: 115-1743 (542 amino acids)
Source: RefSeq, a predicted model, not a curated record